AUGGAAGAGAUUUUAGUGUCAUAGAGAAUGGGACCAUCUGCACUGACUCAAUAACUAUCGUCUAAAUAGGAAUCGCCUUGCAACCUAAUGCUAGAAGACGAUUAUCAAAUAGAAAGCCAAAGAGAUAUGAUAGAGAACAAGAGCAUAGAUAUGAAUAUGUCAAGAUUCGAGAGUAGAACUGAAUUUAAGAAACAUGCAUAAUUUUUAACAAAUAGAGCACUAAGAACAAUUUAAACAUAAAAAUAAUCUCAUUUUUUGCAAAGCUAUAAAUUAUAGUAACAUGUUCAUCGAUUUAUAAAUAACUUAUUCACAAACUCAUACAUUCUUAGAAAUACUCAAAAAUAGAAAAUUACUGAUAAGCUACUUGAAAAAUAAUUUAUUAGUUAACAUAGAAAAAAAGAUUAUGAAAAUAAAUCAGUUAUCCCAAUAUUCUUACCUUCCACAAAUUCAAUAAUGAUAUGGGAUAUUUUCGGAUUUAUAUGUAAUCUAAUGAUGCUCUGGUUGACUCCAUUUUUGGGAGCAUUUAACAAUUAUUAUAACGAGACAAUAUCAGUCUUACAAUAAAUUAUUUUAAUAUAGUUAAUUUUAGAUUUUUUUGCACAAUUUAAUAGAGGAAUAUUUGUGUCUGCAGUUCUGAUAACUAAUAGGAAGAAAAUAAUUACGUAAUACUUAAAAUCUAAUGCUUUAUCUGAUUUCUUAAGAAUGGUCAUUUGGAUUGACAUCAAAUAUUAGAUAUUAUUUACUUUUUGUUUUGAGAUAAUAAUAGUUUUAUAAAUCAUACUAAUAUACUAAAAGAUACUUAGAUAUCUAUAGGAAUAUUAUUAUUAAUAUAUCUAUUCAAAAAGAGGAUAAAACUUUAUUUUAGAUUUAGUUUAGUUGAUCAUUCAAAUUUACUAUUUUGCACAUAUCAUAGCUUGUGUCUGGCAUUACGUAGGCGAGAAUACUUAUUAUUUACACAAUUCUUGGAUUCUUGAAAACCAAUUAAAUGAAGAAACUGUUUGGAAUAGAUAUAAUUCAGCAUUUUAUUGGGCAACUAUGACAAUGACAACUGUAGGGUAUGGAGACUUUUCAGCAAGAAACUAAAUUGAAAUGUUGGUGUCCUCUUUUAUAAUGUUUUUUUCAAGUUAUGCUUUUGCUUAUACCAUGAGUUCGAUUGGAAUAAUUCUAAAAAAUGUUUAUGAUACAAAACAAACAUAUAAAAAGAACUUAAUUUAAAUGAUUUAAUAUAUGAGUAAGAACUAAGUUGAUGAAUCUACUUAGGGAAGAAUUAGAAAUUACUUGAGAUUCUAAUAAGCGCAAGAAAAGAAAGAAAACUAAGAUGAAAUUACCAACCUUAUUAAUCAAUUGCCUAAAAAUUUACAACAAGAUUUAAAUGCAGAUAUAUAAUCUCGGGUGAUCAAAAAAAUGAAACUCAUAAUAAAUCAUUUCUCUAAAUACACAUAAUAACAGGUUGCUAAAAACCUUGAGUUAGUUUCCUUUAUUCCAGGAGAUUUCAUUUAUAAAUAAGGUGAUUAGCAUGAAGAUAAUUUAUAUUUCUUAUAGAGUGGAGAUGUGAUUUUAAUGGAAUGUCAAACUGAGUAAAAUCUAAGAUCUGUAAAGAAUUCAUAAUAUUUGGGAUAUUAUUCCUUUUUUACUGGGUUUACUCCAAAAGAAACCGCUAUUUGUCAAAGUCCAAGUGAACUAUAUAAAAUCAGCAGAAAGAAAUUCCUUGAUAUUGUGCGUUAGAAUUAAAAAGACUUCGAAAUCUUCCAUCAUAUCAAAGAGAAGUUGAUUUUUUCAACAAAUUACGUCCUCUUUGAUCAUAAAUGCAACUUUUGUAACAGGUAUAUACAUUAAGAAAUUGAUUGUCCUUUAAUUUAAUAUAAACCUGAUUUAGAAGCUAUUUUGAAGAAAGAAAACUUUAAUCAGAUAGUAAAUCUCAGAAGAUUAGUUAUCAGAACAAAAAGAAAACAUCAUGCAUUAGGAUAACAUCAACCAAUUGAACAAUAACUAAAAAUAUUUCAGUAAGACAAUCAAUUUUGUGAGGAUACUGACUCUGAUUAGGAAGGCAAGUUUGGAAACCAGAAAUCAUUUUUUUCUGAAUAAUAAUAAAGAAGUUCAUCUUAAUUAUUAUAAACUGAAGAUGAUGGACACUUUGAAAAUACUCCUCCAAGAUAAAAUCAAAAAAGAGCAACUUAACAUUAUGGUCCACUAAAAUUAUAAAAAAUGUCAUCUUUUUCGAAAUAGAAACUAGGAUAGGUUGAAUAGAAAUCUUCACAAAGGAGAAUGAUUAUUUAAAAUGAAGAGUAAAUGGCAUUAAAAAAUUAUUGUAUGAUUGAGGAAGUGUAAUUAUUAUUGUAAAAAUAAUUUAAAUCCUCUUUUAAUUUGGAUAAAGUAUGUAAUACUUUUCGAAGUUAUAUGCCUUUAUAUACAAUUGAAUCAUAGAUUAAAGAAUUACAAAAAGUUCAAAAGAAAAAAUAAAAAAGAUUUUGGAAAUAGAAUGAAAAACUUGGAAAAUAUACUUUCUCUAAUAAUGUAAAAGUUUUGACACUAAAGAUACUCAACUAAAGCAAAUAUACAAGUAAAAAUAUUAGCUAAAUUUGA
Molecule: messenger RNA, 2583 nt
Organism: Paramecium tetraurelia
Lineage: Eukaryota; Ciliophora; Oligohymenophorea; Peniculida; Parameciidae
Exons: 6
Source: RefSeq, a predicted model, not a curated record